AUGAGCUGCACCAUCCGCGCAGCGCACCCGCACAUUGCCUACCUCGUCCGCGUGCACUCGGACCUGGGCACCUUUCCGAGCGAGCGCACCUGGUACGAGCUCCGCUUCUCGCGGAUCGCAAAGCUGCACGCCGAGCUCGCCGAGCUGCAUCCGGGGCUGCAGCUGCCCGGCCUGCCACGGACGCGCUGGUUUGCCAACCGCCAUCCCAGCUACGUCGCAGAGAUCUGCUCGGACCUGGAGCGGUACUUCAUGCAGCUGCUCGCGAGCUGGUGCCGGCAGUACGAGUCGUACGACGGCUUCCUCAUGCUCCUCGACGCGGCGCACCACGGCCUCGCCACGCCCGCACCCGCCGACGGCGGCGGCAAGAGGACAGCGGGCGCGGCGGCGGUGCUGUGUGUGCAGCUCUGCGCGACCGUCGAGGCGGAGGUGGGCGGCCGCUGCUCGCAGGCGCGAGAGGCGCGGGGCGAGGAGUCGGCGCUCUUCCGCUCCCUCGUCGGCGGGUCGCUCGAAGAGCUACUCGAGGAGCCGCUAGGCGAGGGGGCAGAAGCUGCUCCGGCCGUGUACUGGCGCACGCCGCCAGCGGAGGCCGCGCCACGGCCGCGCUUGUUCGGCGUGCGAGGCGGGCGGCGCGGCUGCCUGGGCGAGCUGGCGCAGCUCCGAGCCGUGGGGUGCGCGUCGCUGCUUGAGGACGAUGCUUGCUACGUCCUCGACGCGCCGUCGGCGGGCGCGUCGGACGCGUACGCGCUGCUGCUCGCGCAGUCGCUCCGCUCCAACGACCGGCGAGGCGCGCGCAGCGAGGGCUGCGAGAGCACCGUCUUCCGCUCGCUGUUCCAGCGGUGGCACUGGGCGCGCGAGGCGAGUCUCGAGUGGGCUGAGCCGGCUGAAGGGCCCGCUCCGGCGCCGCCCGUCGCCGUCGGCAGGAGCCGUUCUGGCGGGGCCCGGGCGGCGGUGGACCCGGGCUCGGAGAUGCUGAACGUGUGGCUGCUGUCGGAGGGCCCCCCCGCGCUGCUCCCGGACAGCGAGCUGGGCAUCUUCUUCUCGGGGAGCGCCUUCAUGGUGCUCUACUCUUGCUCGCGUGGCGGCGUGCCGCACUCGUCGCUCCACUUCUGGCGCGGCAGCGGCGCGCGGCAGCGCGGCAGCGGCGUCCCCAUCCGCCGCUUCCUCACCUGGCGCUUCCGGCUGCAGCCGCUGCUGCUGCAGCUCGGGCCGGCGGUUGUUCCGGAGAUUCUCGAGGAGGGCGACGAGCCGCCCAGCUUCGUCGAGCUCCUUGAGGGGCUGAUCGUGCUGUCGGGCAGCCACCCCGGCGCGGGCUGCGUGGAGGAGGAGGACUACGCGCCCUUUGGGCAGGAGGAGUCGGCCGCAGACGACGACUCGCCCGCAGGCGGCGAGCCCGCGCGCGAGCACACCGGCGCUGCGGCGGCCUCCUCGCUCUCCGCGCUGCGCGGGUCGGCCGAGGCGGCGCUCUUUCAGUGGGAGGGCUCGCACAGCUCGCCAGAAGUGCGCGCCGCCGCGGCCGCCGUCGCGGAGCGAUUCGCGGGCGCGCUUUCGGGCCGCGUGGAGGUGGUGGCGGAGGCGUCCGAGCCGGCCGAGUUUUGGCAGUCCUUGCUCGUCGGGGCGGGCCACCGGCCGUCGAUGUGGCGGGUGUGGGCGCGCGGCCGCGGCUUCGAGCGCGUGCAGUGGCUGCACGGCCCGUGCGGCCGGCCGGAGCAGUGGAUGCUGCAGCCCGAGGCGGUCUGCCUGGUCGACGGCGGCGCCUGCACAUUCGUGUGGGUCGGGCGCGACGCGUCGGAGGAGGACGAGGCGCUCGCCACCGCGCUCGCCUCCCGGUACGGCCAGACCUUCGAGCCGGCGAUGCAGCUGAGCCACGCCCUUGCGGGUUCAGAGCCGGACGAGCUGCGGCGGCUCUUUCACGGCUGGACGGUGGCACGCGGGCGCGACGACACGCGGCAGCUCGACGACCUCGAGGAUGCGCGCGACGCGCUGCAGCAGGGCUCCGGCCUGAUUGGGCGCGCCCCGCGCUGCACGGGGGCGCGUGCCAGGCCGCGGCGUCGAGAGAGAAUGACUCGCUUGCUUGUUCCGCGUGAGCCCGACACUCUCGCCGUCCCCACUCUCCAGGCGAUCGGCGUCGCCUUUUCCGAGGUGGACCUCGCCCGCGAAGGGCCGCGCGGCGUGCACGCGCUGCGGCGGCUGCUGGCGGCGGCGGGCGCGAGCGGGUCGCUGAGCAAGCUGCUGCCGGUGGCGGUGCUCGACGGGCGGCUGUCCGGCGCGGUGAGCGUGCGGGACCUGCCGCCGGACGAGUGCUUGCACGCGGGCUGGCUGCGCAAGGAGGGCGACCUCUUCACGCCCAGGAAGCGGCGGUGGGCCGUCGUGCAGCCGCGGCAGCUGCUGCUCUUCAAGUCGCCGCUGCCCGUCGAGAAGGCGGAGCUCAUCGUCGAGCUCGGCCGCUCGUCGACCCGGACGCUGCCCGGCUACCACUUCGAGGGCGUGGAUUUGGCGAAGUGGGUGGCUGCGCUGCAGCGGGCGAGGUCCUAUAGCUAG
This is a messenger RNA of Emiliania huxleyi CCMP1516, 2538 nucleotides long. RefSeq lists its product as hypothetical. Gene Ontology annotation, molecular function: phosphatidylinositol binding; actin filament binding. NCBI's taxonomy places the organism in Eukaryota, Haptophyta, Isochrysidales, Noelaerhabdaceae. The transcript is spliced from 19 exons. The coding region runs from base 1 to 2538 and encodes 845 amino acids. The record is from RefSeq and is a predicted model, not a curated record.